This is a messenger RNA of Carica papaya (papaya), 1834 nucleotides long. RefSeq names its product Major facilitator superfamily protein. Gene Ontology annotation, molecular function: monosaccharide transmembrane transporter activity. Gene Ontology annotation, biological process: monosaccharide transmembrane transport. NCBI's taxonomy places the organism in Eukaryota, Viridiplantae, Streptophyta, Magnoliopsida, Brassicales, Caricaceae. The record is from RefSeq and is a predicted model, not a curated record. Gene Ontology annotation, cellular component: membrane.
AGACACAAUUUUGUAGUUAGAAUGUAGUCAACGAAGACUGCUGUUUUGAUAAGGGAAUCUUGACCGUACUAGCCAGCCAUCUUCAACCUUAAUCUCUCUCUUCAAUAAUUUCUUUCGUAUUCCUGUUGAGUCUUCUUCAGUACUUUGCAGAGAAGCUUGAGAUAUGGCGGUUGGAGAAAUGGAGAUACCAAGCGAUGGCAAAGGAGAGCCGUACAAAUACAAUGGCAAGAUGACUUCUUUUGUGGUGCUUUCUUGCAUGAUGGCCGCCAUGGGAGGUGUAAUCUUCGGCUAUGAUAUUGGAAUCUCGGGAGGAGUGACCUCAAUGGAGCCAUUUCUUCAUAAAUUCUUCCCACAAGUCUACACAAAGAUGAAGGAGGACACCAAGAUCAGCAACUACUGCAAAUUUGACAACCAACUCUUAACUUUAUUUACAUCUUCCCUUUACAUAGCAGGCCUUGCGGCUUCUUUUGUGGCAUCUUCUUUUACUAGAGCCUUUGGUCGUAAGCCAUCAAUUCUUGUAGGAGCCACAACUUUCCUCGUAGGCUCUUCUCUUGGUGGUGCAGCCCUCAAUAUCUACAUGCUCAUACUUGGUCGCAUCUUGCUUGGCGUUGGUGUUGGUUUUGCAAAUCAGUCUGUUCCUUUAUAUCUAUCAGAAAUGGCACUGCCAAGAUACAGAGGGGCAAUCAACAACGGCUUCCAAUUCAGCAUUGGCAUUGGAGCACUCAGUGCUAACUUGAUUAACUAUGGAACCCAAAAAAUCAAAUAUGGUUGGGGUUGGCGAGUUUCUUUAGCCAUGGCAGCACUUCCAGCUUCAAUCUUAAUAUUGGGUGCAAUUAUUCUCCCUGAGACACCCAAUAGCUUAAUCCAACGAACAAACAACUACCAUAAUGUCGAAUUAUUAUUGCAACGUAUACGAGGUGUAGAUAAUGUGCGGGAAGAGUUAGAUGAUCUCAUCAAAGUAAGCUCAGAAGCAAGAAUUACAAGUAACCAAUUCAAAAAAAUCUUACAAAGAAAAUAUAGACCUCAACUAAUUAUGGCAGUAACCAUACCAUUCUUCCAACAAGUGACAGGUAUUAAUGUUAUUGCCUUUUAUGCACCACUAUUGUUUAGGACAAUUGGCCUUGGUGAAAGUGCUUCUCUCAUGUCAUCAGUUGUGCUGGGUAUUAUGGGUGUUAGCUCAACAUUCAUAUCAAUGCUUAUGGUGGAUAAAUUUGGACGAAAAUUGUUGUUCAUGGUUGGGGGUGUGCAAAUGUUUGUGUCACAAUUGAUGGUUGGAGGAGUGAUGAUGGUUGAGAUGGGUGAUCAUGGAGGGCUGAAGAGUAAAGAGUAUGGAUAUUUUGUUCUGGCUCUUAUAUGUGUGUAUGUGACUGGAUUUGGAUGGUCAUGGGGUCCUUUGGGAUGGUUAGUUCCUAGUGAGAUAUUUCCUUUAGAGAUUAGAUCCAUAGGGCAGAGUAUUACAGUUGCAGUGAGCUUUAUCUUCACUUUUAUUGUUGCACAAACAUUUCUUGCCAUGUUAUGCCACUUCAAGGCAGGUAUUUUCUUUUUUUUUGGAGGAUGGAUGGUGGUGAUGACGAUGUUUGUCCAGUUAUUAUUGCCAGAGACCAAGAGCAUCCCAAUUGAGAAAAUGGAGAAUGUGUGGAGGGAGCAUUGGUUUUGGAAGAAAAUAAUGGAGUAAAUUAUCGAUAAUUGAAUGAGUUUAACAUCAUUCUUGUGAAGAUGCUAUACUAAUUUUAUUUGUAUUAUAUUUCUGCUCAUAUCAUAUCUCUAAAGGACAUUAAAUGAUUUUACAGUAUUAAUGGAUUUGAGUACAUAUCAAGAUACAUUUUCUACAUAA